Molecule: messenger RNA, 3005 nt
Organism: Podarcis muralis (Common wall lizard)
Lineage: Eukaryota; Metazoa; Chordata; Lepidosauria; Squamata; Lacertidae
Gene: SESN2
Product: sestrin 2
Biological process (GO): cellular response to L-leucine; positive regulation of macroautophagy; negative regulation of TORC1 signaling
Cellular component (GO): nucleus
Molecular function (GO): oxidoreductase activity, acting on peroxide as acceptor; L-leucine binding
Source: RefSeq, a predicted model, not a curated record
CAAGACAGAUUGCAUCAGCCGGAGAUGUUUUCUGCAGCCUCUUCCCACCCGAACAAAAGCAACGUUAGGGGACCGGGGCUCACCAAGACAGGAUUGCAGGCAGACAUGGUCCCGUCAGCCUGGUGGGUGUACCACUGCCACUAGUGAUGUCUGUCUGCUCAUGUGGCCUCGCCUUGCUGCAAGUGGAUCUGAGAAACUUCCAGAUGUAAAAGCCUAAAGGGAGAGAGACACAGGACUGCAGAACAGGUACGCUUGAUCCCAGAAAAAUGACAAGCCAAUCCAUGCCUGGGGUCUGCGUUAAUGCGCCAAUCAGGGCUGAAGAUCCGCAGAUGGCUCAACAAAGUGCCAUCCUACAGGGCCAGAGAAAACAUCAGGCAGGGCCACAGGGCCACCUGGACUCUGGAAAGUGGGUUGGGCUCCAGAGCCGAGGAGAAAAGGACCGGGGAGAAGCAAUGGACACCUUGGCUCAGGCUCUGCUGAGUUCCAUCGGCCAUCAGCCUUGCCCUUCCCGAAAUGACCUGGAAAAUGGAUGGUCCUCAUCGUCGUCAGAAGCAGCAGGGUUGGAGCUUCACCAGAUCCUAGUGUUAUUGCUCAGGCUCUCCAGAAGCUGCCCUUUCAGAGAGGUCAGAGAGCGAUGCUCACAAAUGCUAAAGGCUGCCCAGGACAGAGGAGUCAAAAUCCCCCGGCAGUUGGGAAGAGGCCCCAGUUCCUUCAUCCCGGUGGAAGAGAUCCUACAAGAAGGAGUAGAGAGUGCCCAGCGGCGCCUCUUCAUUGAGGCCUUUGUUUCCACAGGCAGGGUGGAUAACAUUACCAUGGUGAUGGGGCUGCAUCCUGAGUACCUGACAAGCUUCUGGAAAACUCAGUACCUCCUGCUGCGGAUGGAUGGGCCUUUGCCAUAUCACAAACGCCAUUACAUUGCCAUCAUGGCUGCUGCAAGACAUCAGUGUUCCUAUCUGGUUGGCUUCCACAUGGGGGAGUUCCUACAGGUGGGUGGGGACCCAGAGUGGCUGCGAGGCUUGCAGUAUGCCCCACAGAAACUGAGGAACCUCAACGAAAUCAACAAGAUCCUGGCCCACCGGCCCUGGUUGAUUACCAAGGAACACAUUGAGGCGCUCCUGAAGACGGGCGACAACAGUUGGUCUCUGGCAGAACUCAUCCAGGCUCUGGUGCUCCUCACACAUUACCACUCGCUUGCAUCCUUCGUCUUUGGCUGCGGCAUCAAUCUGGAGAUCGACCAGGAAGGAGGCCAUGUCUUUCGGCCGCCCUCGCCACGCAGUUGUGAUAGCAGUCCGGCCUCGGAGGAUGGAGUAAACAGUUCUAGUGGCUCAGAUGCUAUGGAGGAGGUAGAAGUGCUGAUGGAGAGAAUGAAGCUUCUGCAAGAGUGCCAGCUGGAAGAGGAGGCAGUCACCCAGGAAGAGAUGGAGACCCGCUUUGAGAUGGAAAAGAGAGAGAGUCUGCUCGUUACUCCCUCGGGUAAGACAGACAUUGCUGAACACUCCCUGCCUCCCAAUGUGAUGUGCUUUGUGGAGGACCCAGAAUUUGGAUACAAGGAUUUCACCAGGAGAGGAGAACAGACGCCCCCGACUUUCCGAGCUCAGGAUUACACCUGGGAGGACCAUGGCUACUCACUCAUCAAUCGCCUAUAUCCUGAUGUGGGGCAAUUGCUGGAUGAGAAAUUCCAGGUGGUCUACAACCUGACGUAUAACACCAUAGCCAUGCACAGUGGGGUGGACACAUCCAUGCUCCGGAGGGCCAUCUGGAAUUAUGUGCACUGUGUCUUUGGCAUUCGGUAUGAUGACUAUGAUUACAGGGAGGUGAACCAGCUCUUGGAGCGCAGCUUGAAAAUCUACAUCAAAACCGUGGCCUGCUAUCCAGAGAAAGCCACCAAGCGCAUGUACACUCACUUCUGGAGGCAUUUCAAACAUUCUGAAAAGGUGCAUAUCAACCUGCUUCUGCUGGAGGCCCGCAUGCAGGCUGCCCUGCUGUACGCCUUGCGUGCCAUCACUCGCUACAUGACCUGACGGAACUCUGCUCCCCCUAGCCGUCCCUAAGGGGGGCAGGCCAGCUGUUUUGGACAGGGGAGCCUUCCCCUCCCCACACCAAGGCGUGUUUCUGGACUACGUUGCGAAAGACACUUUUGUCACCUUGCUCCCCCUGUGACUUUUUGGAGGGCUGUGUGUGGCGUUUCUGACACUGUUCUGAGCAUCUCCUGCCAAGCGACCGGCCAAGGAGGGCGGUCCAGGAGACCAAACUCUACACGUGUGGUGAAAACCAACUUUGCCUAACCCCGGCUUUCUCGGCUGAGACUUGGGAGCUAUCCCCCUCCUGCUGUGUGGCUUGUUGGCUCUGCCACCAGCAGGGAAGAGGGGUGGUCAUGUUUGGAUGGCCAGGCUUCCGGCCUCCAUCUUGGAAGGCUCGUUUUGCCAAUGCCCUUUUGCUGGCCUGUCAUGUGUUGAAAUUGGUGGUGGCUUCCUGUUGUGGCUACUCUCAGAUACCUCCCCCUACACACCCACCCUUACCCAGUAGGUGAUUAGUGCAAUGAAUGUCGGAUCUCGUGGCCAUGUCCUUUGCAACGACAACGCUGCUGGACCAGCUGAGGCAAAGACUUGAUUAACCAAAGAGAUCUCUCUGCCGCAAUGUCGGGCUUUCCUUUCUCUACCUGCUGCAGGACUUUGAAUGUAGGACUGUGAAUGUUCGAGGAGGUCACGCUUUGGAAGGUGGGGGGAGGCCUGAGAAUAAUAUGAAACAAGCAGUUUCCCCACUGCAAUUUUGGUGACUACACUACAUUUCUUAGCUUCCUGCCUGAGAUCACUGCACUCCAUAUGGCGACCAGCUUAAAAGAGGUCACACGGGGCAAAAGAAUACCAGGUUGUGAUUAAGUUUGGCCAGAUUUUCCUUUUUCUUUUCACCUUGUCAAAAUGGGCAAAAGGCAAGGGUCUCUCCUGGCCAGGGAUGGAGAGAUCUCUCAGCUGAGGAAACCAGUUUUGGAGUACACAGAUCCUUAA